Penicillium atrosanguineum is the source of this 2262-nucleotide messenger RNA. RefSeq lists its product as uncharacterized. The record is from RefSeq and is a predicted model, not a curated record. Lineage: Eukaryota; Fungi; Ascomycota; Eurotiomycetes; Eurotiales; Aspergillaceae. The transcript has a single exon. The coding region runs from base 1 to 2262 and encodes 753 amino acids.
AUGGCCGCCGCGAAUACCUCUUUCUUUUUCACUACCGGUGCUGAGAUCCACUGGCGCCAGGCUGGUGGCUUCAACCGCGAUCCCGCAUCGAUUCACACACUCCUUACCGGUUUGACCGGCCUCGUUAUUGUCGAAAUUUUAUAUAUUGUCACAGCUGCGGUGACAACGCCUUAUAUUUACAAUGUGGUGGGUUAUGUCAUUCGCACCUGGGCUUUCGUUCUCGCGGCUGCCUUCAAGCCUCUGGUCAACAAGGUGGUCCACAAGGUGGCUAGUCGAUGGGCCCCAGGCAGAAAGGUUUUCGAGCGACUCAAGAUCUACGAGCCUGUACCACUGGGUGACUACGAUGAAGAGGAGGAUAAGGCCGGUCUCCAUGCUGCGCCUCUUCUUGAUCAACCUGCGCCGCUUCCCGCUGAGAAAACCCGUUCGAAAAUCUGGCUCAAGCGUGCCCUCGUUCUCAUUCCCACCGGCCUAAUCUUCUUCCUCCGCCUUAUUCGCCCCUACGACGAGUCAUACUGGUUCCUUUCCCAGACAAUCGUCGCCUCUCCUUUCGCCGGAGUGGACUCCAAAGGCAAGCUUGCCGGUAUGGCCGACCAUGCCGAGAUCGAUGGCAAGUCUACGGCUUUGACUGCAACUCCCAAGUUUGACUGGAUGCCCGAGGGUGAAUGGCCUGGAUUCAGAGACUGGCAGGAUGACAAGUAUAAGCAUUACAACUCAUCAUAUGACCCUCUCCACAUCUCAAACCUGGAUCAGGACAUUCUCGAGCCUCUCCGCGAGGUCCUUGCAAAUGGGGAUGUCAAGAUUAAGCAUAUUUUAGUCUUCAAGAUGGAGAGUACUCGACAGGAUGUUUUCCCUUUCAAGAAUGGCAGUUACUUCCAUGAACGCAUCAAGCAGUCCUAUGGCGACAAGACCAUUCCUAAGAAGGUCCAAAAGCGCUUGGCGAACUUGACUCGCACCGCCGAGCGUCUGACAGGCGCCCAGUCUGGCUUGAAUCCCGAAAACCCCGUCAAGCCUUACGGAGGCAUCAGUAUGACCAACUCAUAUACCGGUGGCACUUUCACAUUGAAGAGUAUUGAGGCCACCACCUGCGGUCUUUCCCCCCUUGUUGUCGAUUUCAACCACGAAUACGAGCACCACAUCUACCAACCUUGCAUGCCUCACGUUCUUGACGUUCUGAGUGCAAGCACCAAUAACAGCAAGAGCAAAGACUUCGUUGACUGGCCGUGGCGCCCGCGCUUUAUGCAGACCAUCACCGAUACUUAUGACCACCAAGACCGCCUCACCCCCGCAUUGGGCUUCCAUGAUGAGAAUAUCCUGACAGUGGAAGUUAUUGAUAAGCAACACACAAAUGAUACCACCUGGAAGGCCGAGAAGUAUAACUUCUGGGGCUACGCCGACAAGGAGAUGGGUAGCUACCUUAAGGACGCAAUCCUCGAAGCUGAGCACAAACACGAGCGUCUGUUUGUUACUCACCUCACUGGAAUUACCCAUCACCCCUGGGACCUACCUCCCCAUGUGGAUUACCAUGAGUUGAUCGGAUCCCUGACGAACUCUUUUGGCGGGAAGAAUGACGGACUGAACCGCUACCUGAACACAGUCGGGUUCAAUGACAGAUGGUAUGCGCGAGUUUUGGAGAUCCUUGAGGAGACUGGUAUCGCCGACGAGACCCUUUUCGUCCUGACCGGUGAUCACGGAAUCUCCCUUCUCGAAGACGGCAACGUCACCCCCUACGACAACCCUCUCGUCACCAACUUCCACGUUCCCCUCGUCUUCGCGCACCCCAAACUCCCUGUCAUUGAGUUAAACUCCUCCGUGACUUCCGUCCAAAUCCUUCCUACUAUCCUCGACCUCCUCAAGGAAUCUGGAUCUCUCGACGAGCACAGCGCCCGCGCGAUCAGAGACCUCCUCCCGAUGUACGAAGGUCAAUCUAUCAUUCGGCCGAUCGUCGAAAAGAAAGACGAUAAGUCCUACUGGCAGUUUACAGUCAUGAACACGGGCGGUUCCAUGGUCGCCAUGCGCUCGGCCGACAAACAGUACCGACUCAUCGUGCCCCUCGUCCCCGAGGUGGAGUGGCGCUUCACCGACAUCGCGAAGGAUCCCCAAGAGGACAAGCCCAUUAAAUCAUUCGCAUUGGAACCUCUCAUCUCUGCCAUCGCCACGAGACAUGGCAAAGAAGCCGUUGAAUGGACUCACGACGCUGCUCGUGCGGCUCAGUGGUGGGUUCGCGAUAACUGGCGGCGGUAUGAGUUUGACCCAUCGGCGUGA